ACAGGACCUGCGAUGAUGUCACCGUCAUGUGAUCAGUCACAUGGAGGAGGAGUCACAUGAUCAGGGGCUGCUGCUCUAGGCUCAUCUGCUCAGGGUAUGCAGGACUCUACUGUCACAUGACCAUCAUCACAGGUUCUUCAACUACAAUCUCUUCUACCCUGCACUGUUCAGCCCCGCCCACUACUGUCACAUGAUCCUCCCCACAGGUCCUUCAUCCACAGUCACUUAUUUACUGCUAAUCUUUGCCUCAAAAUGUUACUGGUCACAUGAUUGUGACAUCAUCACAGGUCCUACACCUCCAGCAUGUAGCAGAUACAGAUCAGGUCCUGGUGGAGCAGUCACUGCUGUUGUGUUGCGUGUGGAGAUCUCUCAGAGCAGCAGCCCCUGAUCAUGUGACUCCUCCUCCUUGUGACUGAUCACAUGACGGUGACAUCAUCGCAGGUCCUAUAAGCACACAGCUCCUCUACAGAUACAGGUUUCUCCAAUCCAGGAUCCUCUGCUGAUAUCUUCUAUAUAAGAGAAUUCUCCUGGAUGACCCAUCAACCAUGGAGAGAGACAGGAACAAGAUGGCCGACAGGAUCAUAAACCUCACCCUACAGAUACUCUUCCGGCUUACUGGAGAGAAUUACAUAGUAGUGAAGAAGUCCUCUAGUGGGUGCUGUCGGGGAAGAACCCUGAGCCCAAUCCCAGGGCUCCCACCUCACUCCCUGAUACAUGAGGAAAUGGAUGAACAGAAGAUUCUAGAACUCAUCAACAAGAUGAUGGAGCUGCUGACUGGAGAGGUUCCUAUAAGGUGUCAGGACGUAGCGGUCUUUUUCUCCAUGGAGGAGUGGGAGUAUGUAGAUGGACACAAGGAUCAGUACAAGGAUCAGGUCAUGAUGGAGGAUCAGCAGCCCCUCACAUCACCAGUCAGAUCCAGUAAGAGAUCAGCACCAGAGAGGUGUCCCCGUCCUCUUCUUCCACAGGAUGAUCAGCCAGAAGAUCCGAACAAUAUUAAUGCUCCAGAGACACAUGUGAGCGGUGAUGAGCAGUAUAAGGAGGACAUUCCUACAGGGAAAGAGAUCAUCUAUAUUAAUGCUACAGACAUAAGGGAAGAAGAAAAGACAGAUUUGAGUGGUGAUGAACAGUAUAAGGUGAACAUUCAAACAGAGAAAGAUCUAAUCUAUUUUAAUGCUACAUACAUAAAGGAAGAAGAAGAGACAGAUGUGAGCAGUGAUGAGCAGUAUAAGGAGGACAUUCCUACAGGGAUAGAUCUGAUCUAUAUUAAUACUACAGACAUAAAAGAAGAGACAGAUGUGAGCGGUGAUGAGCAGUAUAUGGAGGACAUUCCUACAGGUAACCGCCUAGAUUCUUGUACCAGGAGAUCAGAGGAGAAUCUUCUAUCUUCAGAUUAUAAAGCAGAUGAUGAUAUCACACAAGAUACAUAUGAAGAACAUUCCAUUAUCCCAGAUACACCCUCAGCCCUUCACAGCCAAGAUCUGUCAUCUCAUCCUUAUAUACAGGUCCUGUCUUCUCAGUCAUCACAGGAGGUUCAGCAAAAUAAAAGUCAUAGAAGGGGUGUUGGACAUCAGCAAGCUCAUACAGUAUAUAAACCAUAUUCAUGUUCAGAAUGUUGGAAAUGUUAUACUUCUAAAUUUGAUCUUGUUGUACAUCAAAGAACUCACACAGGAGAGAAGCCAUUUUCAUGCUCAGAAUGUGCAAAAUGUUUUACUUCUAAUUCAGGUCUUGUUCAACAUCAAAGAACUCACACAGAAGAGAAGCCGUUUUCAUGUUCAGAAUGUGGGAAAUGUUUUACUUUUAAAUCAAGUCUUGUUAGACAUCAAAUAACUCACACAGGAGAGAAGCCAUUUUCAUGUUCAGAAUGUGGGAAAUGUUUUACUCACAAAUCAACUCUUUAUAAACAUCAAAUAACUCACACAGGAGAGAAGCCAUUUUCAUGUACAGAAUGUGGUAAAUGUUAUACUGAGAAAGCAAAUCUUGUUUAUCAUCAAAGAACUCACACAGGGGAGAAGCCAUUCUCAUGUGCAGAGUGUGGAAAAUGUUUUGCUAAGAAAUCAAUUCUUGAUGAACAUAAACGAACUCACACAGGGGAGAAGCCAUUUCCAUGUGCAGAAUGUGGGAAAUGUUUUACUCAGCAAUCAAGUCUUGUUAAUCAUAAAAGAACUCACACAGGAGAGAAGCCAAUUCAGAGCAGUAAAUGAUGCAGAUAACACAUCUAUAUAUUAUCCAUGUACAUAGGAUAUCUGACAUUUAUACAUAUAUCAUAUACUGCAUCUCCAAACUUGUUCCCAAUUGUUAAUAAAAGUUUUCUU
Molecule: messenger RNA, 2312 nt
Organism: Hyla sarda
Lineage: Eukaryota; Metazoa; Chordata; Amphibia; Anura; Hylidae
Product: oocyte zinc finger protein XlCOF7.1-like
Exons: 7
Coding region: 546-2201 (551 amino acids)
Biological process (GO): regulation of transcription by RNA polymerase II
Cellular component (GO): nucleus
Molecular function (GO): DNA-binding transcription factor activity; RNA polymerase II cis-regulatory region sequence-specific DNA binding
Source: RefSeq, a predicted model, not a curated record